This is a messenger RNA of Pollicipes pollicipes, 1397 nucleotides long. RefSeq names its product ubiquitin-conjugating enzyme E2 G1. The record is from RefSeq and is a predicted model, not a curated record. NCBI's taxonomy places the organism in Eukaryota, Metazoa, Arthropoda, Thecostraca, Pollicipedomorpha, Pollicipedidae. The coding region runs from base 237 to 470 and encodes 77 amino acids. The transcript is spliced from 4 exons.
UUCCGGUGAACCUUGGUUUGUGAGGUUUUGUACGCAGCUGUCACGUCAAGCCGCGCGUGGCGAACAUUACGAACUGAACAUGAACCCCGUCAAUGGGUUCUCAGCAGGCCUUAUUGAUGACAAUGACAUCUUCAAGUGGGAAGUUCUCAUCAUAGGCCCUUCAGACACACUUCGAGGGCGGCUUCUUCAAGGCUCACCUUCACUUUCCGAAGGAAUAUCCCCAUUGGCCUCCAAAGAUGAAGUUCAUCACCGAAGUGUGCCAUCCUAACAUCGAGAAGAACGGUGACGUGUGCAUCUCGAUCCUGCACGAGCCCUGCGACGACACGUGCGGCUACGAGAAGGCGUCGGAGCGACGGCUGCCCGUGCACACGGUGGAGACGAUUCUCAUCUCGGUGAUCUCCAUGCUGGCCGACCCCAACGACGAAGGCCCGGCCAACGUGGACGCCGCUGUGAGUGUCGCCGUCCCGUGACCUGCGGUGGGGCGCGGUUGCGGCUGAGGUCAGUUGGAGGAUGUCCUGGUCAGUCUGCGCGCGUGACCAGCGUCCAGCACGAGCACACUUCAGCUCGUCUGAGGCUAACAGGGCGGCAUGCAGUGUGAUUGUGGGAUGACGUUUUCCUCCGUUUUUUUUUUUUUUACAAAACUUCAUGCCGUACUUCUCGGUGGCGCAUUUCUUUGGAUACGAAAUGUCAUAUUGCAUGCUUUGACGUUCUCCAUUUGCACUCAAAUUUGCCUACGCGCAAGUUGACGUGCGAAUAGAUCUUUGUAUAUAAAUUUGGAACGCGCAAUACGAACCGCCACAUAUUGACGUGCUCGUGUAACUCCAUAAACGUGCUUCUGGUUUGUCAUGCGCGCAAUUUAUUGCAUCCUGUUUCAUCUUACGGGCAUUCGUACGUGUCACUAUCCCCGUAUAUGCAAUGCGCGUAGCAGCUUUGCGUAUUUGCAGUCUUUCGCAUCCAUUUUCUGCGUAACACAUUUCAUCGCGGCAGUCUUAGGCUUCACUUCGGAGAUAAUCGAAAAUGGAUGAAAAGUCGACCAAAUUAUUGAGUCAUAGUAGAAUUGAUUCCUCACAUUUAUGUACCUGGGGCGGAGUUGGAGUCCCCGCAGGGGCACCGGCUUCGGCCGGUGUAGGGGACUAGCGCCCCCUCGGGUGCCAGCUCCGGUAACGGGUGGACAGCGCAAGCUGUUCCUGUCAGGGCGUAGCGACCCUGCCGGCACGUGAGCUCCUGCUCCUUGUCCCGCCCGUUCCCUCCACAUUACCCACACUCCCGCAUCCGACCCUAUCACCACUCCUCAUCCUCGUUUUAUCGGGGUGCCGUGCGUGUCGUGCGGGUUAGUCACGGCGCGUCCCAACACUCCGCUUUGGCCAGGAUAUCCGGGGUCGUGGGGGCCCGUGGGG